AUGCUCCCAAUUUACGAUGCUUCAACUUAUUUCCAAUUCGUUCUCAAUAAUUACUUGGCUGCCAAUGCUCCUCAUCCAGUCGGCCCUCUAUCUGGUCUGGCGCCCUCUCUUCCAUUCCCUCAAACCUUUAUACCUGCUCCUCCCGCUCCAACUCUCAUGGCUCAGACUCCAAAUACUCCAUUCCCAGCACCAUUACCAAAUCAGCCUGUUGCCUUUGGACCCCUCGGCGACCCAGCAAACGAAGCUAAUUCAUUUCGGCCUAUCAUAACGGAUACCUUCAAAAAGCUUCGAUCCCCAGAAAUAAUAAAUAAUAGAGUUCAGUUCACUAGCAAUCUGGUUGGCUUCUUGAUAUGUUAUCAUCUUCGGAGCAUUGGUGCUCAAUCAAUCCUUCAAAUGGAAUUGAAUACGGAGCUCUGCAAGACGCUCUCCGCCGUCUUUGACCAGCAACAGGUUAGACACAAUGAAUUUUCAUUCUCAAAUGUUGGAACAGAGUCAUUGGAGCCAACGCCGGGAUGUUCGACGUCUGGUGGCAAUAAUCAGAGAAAAACUAAAGAAAAAGGAACACAAAAAGAAGAAGAACAACAACUACAUUGGUACAACUAUUUUAAAGAAAAAUUUGCGGCAGGUUGCGAAGAAUUCAAAACAAUCAAAGAAGGCGAAUACAUAGAUAAACUAAAGGAGAUGGACGCUGAGUAUACAGAAGCCAUUUUAGAAAGAGAUUCUGAAAUUGAAUUGUUGAAAGCAAAACUACUUCGGAAAAGAAAACGAGAGGCGACUGGAGAUGGAGAAACUUCCGACGCAAAGAAAACCCGAGAAACCUCGGAGUGCCCAUCGGUGCCAUCCAGCAACAACUCAUGUCUUCAUAAAUGA
This is a messenger RNA of Caenorhabditis remanei, 870 nucleotides long. RefSeq lists its product as uncharacterized. Lineage: Eukaryota; Metazoa; Nematoda; Chromadorea; Rhabditida; Rhabditidae. The transcript has 7 exons. The record is from RefSeq and is a predicted model, not a curated record. Bases 1 to 870 code for a protein of 289 amino acids.